Messenger RNA from Cyclopterus lumpus (lumpfish), 768 nucleotides. Its product is annotated as glutaredoxin domain-containing cysteine-rich protein 2. Gene Ontology annotation, biological process: sensory perception of sound. The coding region runs from base 16 to 768 and encodes 250 amino acids. The transcript is spliced from 5 exons. NCBI's taxonomy places the organism in Eukaryota, Metazoa, Chordata, Actinopteri, Perciformes, Cyclopteridae. The record is from RefSeq and is a predicted model, not a curated record.
CCUCAAUCAGCCACCAUGGAGGAACUCCAGAGAAAACUGAAUCAACACUAUGAAGGCACCAAACCCAGAAAGGUGAGGUUCAAGCUUGCGUCGUCCUACAGCGGCCGGGUGCUGAAGCACGUGUAUGAGGACGGUCAGGAGCUGGACAGUCCGGAGGAGAAAUACCCUCACAGCUUCGUUCACCGCAAGAUCCCUCCCAGCCACUUGGAGGUGGAGCAGCUCUGUGGGUUUCAGGAUGCUCAUGGGGACCAACCGGGUGCUUAUCCUCCAACGGGGCUCAUUGCUCAGAGAAUAAACGUGUACAGAGGAAUGGGAAGCUACAAGCCUGCUGCGGGCCAGACUGAGGAAGCAGAGGGAGAUGCUCAAUCCUCGGUGUUGGACUUUGGCAAGAUAAUCAUCUACACCAGCAAUCUGCGCAUCAUCAGAGCGCCACAGAGGAAGCCUGAAGCGUUGCGGCACAACACAGUGCCUCCUGUGGACAUGGAGGGAUACCCAAAGGCCAAGGAGAAGGGAAGCAGGAGGAGGGCUAGAGCUCUUUGUACCCUGGACGUGGAGGAGAAGGAGGGGAAACAGAUCAGUGACACAGAGACCAAGGAGGCCGGCAGCUGCCAUCAUUGUCGCGGCUCGGGCAGCGCUCCCUGCUCUCUGUGUCACGGCAGCAAGCUGUCCAUGCUGGUGAACCGCUUCAAUGAGUCCAUCAGUGAUCUGCGUUGCCAAGCCUGCUACCCCCAUGGUCUGGAGAAGUGCCAGUCCUGCUCCAGCAAAUAG